CAAAUUUACCAGGGCGUGCAGCAGCUGUCCACUGGCAUGUCAACGGGAUCGUCAGCACAGUCCAUGCAGGGGUUCACUCCGUGCCUGCAGUGCGCCUUUUCACUCCUCUUCAUCAUCCAGGACCUGCAGCCCCGAAUAUGGCGGACCAGUACCAGUACAACGCCAACGAUGAAAAGAUCGUGAAGGACAGCAACACCAAGGAGAUCGAUCUUAUCAACCGUGACCCGAAGCAGAUCAAUGAGGACGUGGUGAAGGUGGAGUUCGAGGACGUCAUCGCGGAGCCAGAUGGCACACACAGCCUGGACGGCGUCUGGAAGCUCAGCUACACCACCUUCACCGUGUCCAAGUACUGGUGCUACCGCAUUCUGUCCGCCAUCUUCGGCAUCCCCGUGGCUCUCAUCUGGGGCUUCCUGUUUGCCUUAAUCUCCUUCUGCCACAUCUGGGCGGUGAUGCCCUGCAUCAAGAGCUGCCUGAUUGAGUCGCAGUGCGUCAGCCGCAUUUACUUGCUGUGCAUUCAGACCUUCUGCGAUCCUUUGUUCGAAGCCCUGGGCAAGAUCUUCGGCAGCGUACGCGUGGCACUGCGCAAGGAGGUCUAAAAACUCACACGACGCUGCUGGGAAAAUCAGACGAGGCCUGCUAUCUUUUUCUACACCACGUUGGCGACUAUAUUUUGUCUACCAUUCUCUCAUCCCAGAGAGGUCUGUUAGUAGGAUUUUGUACAAAAAAAGGUAGCAUUAUUAAUAGGAAAUCUAUAAGUUUGCCCCGCCCCCUUUUCAUGGAGAGAUCUAUUAUCAUGAGAAUUAAAAAAUAUAUUUUGCACAUAAAAUUAGUUAUUAGUAGAAACAUUUUAACCACUUUGGCACCCUGUCUUGCUGUACUCUGGGUGUUGUAAAGAGAUUCUUUUGUAGGAUUUUAUAAAAAACACACAACAAAGUAGAGUUAUUAGCAGGAAAUGGAAUAUGUUGUUUUUGAGUUAUUGACUUUAAAGAAAAUAUUACGAAAAAAAAUUAGCCCAAAGUACAAAACUUAGCUUUUUCAUCAUGGAGGAUUUUCAGUACGGCUGUUGUUCAAUGAAAAUUUUGUCAGAGACAGUCAGCUUUCUUUUUAAGUAAAAUGCUUCUAAGUGGACGGCAA
This is a messenger RNA of Syngnathus acus (greater pipefish), 1134 nucleotides long. It is a transcript of the gene cav3, whose product is annotated as caveolin 3. Gene Ontology annotation, biological process: caveola assembly; regulation of membrane potential. Bases 138 to 596 code for a protein of 152 amino acids. Gene Ontology annotation, cellular component: caveola. NCBI's taxonomy places the organism in Eukaryota, Metazoa, Chordata, Actinopteri, Syngnathiformes, Syngnathidae. The transcript has 2 exons. Gene Ontology annotation, molecular function: transmembrane transporter binding; molecular adaptor activity; connexin binding. The record is from RefSeq and is a predicted model, not a curated record.